Messenger RNA from Branchiostoma belcheri (Belcher's lancelet), 1728 nucleotides. Its product is annotated as trafficking protein particle complex subunit 4-like. The transcript is spliced from 4 exons. NCBI's taxonomy places the organism in Eukaryota, Metazoa, Chordata, Leptocardii, Amphioxiformes, Branchiostomatidae. Gene Ontology annotation, cellular component: TRAPP complex. Gene Ontology annotation, biological process: endoplasmic reticulum to Golgi vesicle-mediated transport. Bases 158 to 823 code for a protein of 221 amino acids. The record is from RefSeq and is a predicted model, not a curated record.
UUGAGUAGUGAUGCUGUCAACUCUGUGUAGACGAGCGCAUCGGCCAUCGCCCCUCCCCCUCCACUUCUCUUCUCUUCGAGGAGAGAUUUUAAAUAACAGUAAACUACGUGAGCACACAGAAAUUUUAUCAUCUGUUAUCUGAGCCCAUCCCUCAGCCAUGGUGAUCUACAGUGUGUUUGUGGUCAACAAGGCGGGGAGCCUGAUCUACCACAACGAUCACUCCUCCUCACGCCCAGAGGUGGAGAAGACCUUCGGGUACCCUCUGGAGCUCACGCUCAAGCUGCAAGACGAGCGUCUUCUCGUCAUAUUUGGGCAGCGGGACGGUAUCCGCGUGGGGCACACGCUGUUGGCCAUCAAUGGAGAGGAUGUGUCAGGAACAAAACUGGGAACUGACAAAAAUGAGAGAAAUGUAAUGGACGUCCUCAACGAUCCCAGCAACUACCCCAUCUCCAUCAAGUUUGGCAGACCGAAGCUGUCCAGCAACGAGCGCAUCAUGCUGGCCAGCAUGUUCCAUUCCCUGUUUGCCAUUGGCUCGCAGCUGUCGCCUGAACCACACUCGUCAGGUAUAGAAGUACUGGAGACGGAUGCCUUCAAACUGCACUGCUUCCAGACACAAACAGGUAUAAAGUUCAUAGUCCUGACGGACCCGCGGCAGGGUGGAGUGGAAGCCAUCCUACACAGGCUGCAUGAGCUGUACGCAGACUACGCUCUGAAGAACUCCUUCUAUGCCCUGGACAUGCCCAUCCGAUGUGAACUGUUCGAUACAAGCCUUCAGGCAGUCUUAGAGCAGGCUGAGAAAUCAGGUGUCUAUUCAGGAGUGUAGGUCUUCGGGAGGGAUAUACAUGGAUGUAAUUUAAAUAGCUGUUAUGUAAUGGAUGUCCUUGUAAUAUUGAUCAAUGAAAGAGAUGUCCUUCAACAGGGACAAUGGCAGUUGUCUAUGUUAUGUGAAGUUACGGCCUGGUAUAAACCUGGAGCAACUGAUGUAAGAGAGGUCGUGCUCUUAAACUUUCCAUGAGGUCUUUAAAGCUAAAGAGUCUUCCCGCGUCACGUGACACAUAGGGCGGCACCCAUCUCUGUUCAUUAUCCCUGGGGCACACACAGCAGUCACUACAGCAGGGGGCUAGUCCACUGGUAGGUCUUUGUAUGAAUAAAAUGUUACAUGAAACACUGUAUUAAACACAAUGGUAAUGUGCUUACUCCCUUAUGAAAUGAGUCUUUAGUCCUAUGCAGUUAUUACUACCAGUACAUGUUGCACAUCACACAAAACACAUUCCAGUCAAAAGGACUUUGGGUCAAUUGUUUUUAAUUUGUUGUCUUUUUUUAGAUAUAAAAAUUUUGCCAUUAUCAAGUUAUGUUAUACAUAUUUCUGUUACAAGGCAUAUUUUAACAAUAAUUUCUUUCUGUUUAACAGUACAUUUCACAAUUGCUCACAAUUUUGUAUUUGGGAAACCUAUGUAUCUUCCUUAAGUACAAAGAUAAAGUCAUUUUUCUCUAGUGGUGCCUGUAAAAGUGUAUAUUCCAUUCAUGCAGCAAGUUCUAUCUCUCAAGACUGUGUUGUCAGAAUAGUACCUUUCUUUUAAGCAUUAAGCAUAUAAUUUGAUAUGACUGACAUAUACUAGCUAUAAUGUCAUGGAAGCUCGAGUUCAGUAGACUUACCAAUAGCUUAGCCAACUUUGCAAGACCAUCAGGUGUUUCAAUAAAGUUGCUUAUAAAAAGUUGAUACAGGAA